GUGCCGCGAUGGCCCGAAUCACAACGGGACUGCCUCCUCGCUUCGUUUGCCUCGCCUUGAUCCCGUUCCUCCCUCUCCUAACUGUUCCACCACCGAGCCUUUCCUCGGCAUCAAAGCUUCCUCCUCGCACUGCUUUAUCGCAUUACAUAUUCUCCCUUCUUCUCCGGCCGGACAUAUCAGUUGCUUCUGCAGUCCACUUCGUUGAUUUCCUCUUUGGAUCCGUCGUGGUUCGAAUCAAGUUAAACCAAGGCGCCAUGGCUUCCGUCGCCGAGGAUAAUGCUGUCGUCACUGAUCACUGCCCCAUUGCUUCUCUUCCCGACGAUCUGCUAGUCGACGUCUUUCACUGCCUUGUGCCAAUUUCCCACCUUUCAUCCGCCUCUUCUAACCAGCAGAACCCGCCUACAGCAUCGUCAUCAGCGACGUCGUCCAACACCUCCUCCCCCUCGCAAGCCUCUUUCCCGUUCGUGUCUCGUCGCUGGCUUCGACUCGCAUAUGUUGCGACCACGUCUUUCCGCCUGACACGUCGUCCGGGAAUCUCAGCCUCACAGCUCCUCUGCGCCGUUAGCCGCAUGCCAAGGCUUGAGUCUCUCUGGAUCGAUGACGAUCGUGUCUGGACGUCCCUAGCGCUCGAGGCGGUGUUCCAAGGUUGCACACGUCUGAAGGAGCUCGUGCUCGACUGCCCGCCCGCCAUCACAGAGUUUCCUUCCAGUGUCACAAACCUGGCUGGACUCCUACGUCUCAUCAUGUCUUCAGAAGGCAGCAAUUUUAGCCUUCCUAAAGACAUCGGCAAGCUUCAUGCUCUGAGAGUUCUCUACUUGGCAGUUCGUCGUCUCACAGUGCUGCCCGAAAGUCUUGGCAACCUUGGCAAUCUGCAGGAGCUGAAGCUCAACGGCUGCUGGGGUCUGUCAGCAAUACCCGAGACAAUCGGGCGGCUCCUGAAACUACGUGUCUUUCAUGCCUGGGGUUGCGGCACGCUUCUCUUCCUCCCUGAUGCUCUUUUCAGUUGCACUAGCUUGGAAUUACUGGAACUCUUCACGCCAAACCUGGCCAGGCUGCCGGAGAGUAUCGGGCAGUCCCACAGCCUUCGGCGCCUCAUCGUACGCAACCGCUUCAGGGGUAUACAGCUGCCUGCGUCCUUCACGAGGUUGUCCUCCCUUGAGGAAUUGAAGUUGGGUUCAUGCCUUCAGGAGCUGCCAGAAGGCUUCGGGAAUCUGACCAAUCUCAAAGGCCUGGAGCUGAGUCGUUGCCCUAGGCUCACUCUGCCCUCCUCUCUGCCGCAGCUGUCUCUCCUUGAACGACUUGAGAUCAAAGGGCAGCAGAUGGUUUCUCUCCCAGAGACCAUAGGGCAGCUGCCAGCACUCAGAGAGCUCCGUAUCUCCAGCUUCAGCAAUCUCCAAACCCUUCCUAAUUCCAUCGGUCAGCUGCAGCAGCUUCGAUCCCUAACACUCCGCAAGUGCAGCUCACUCCGAGUGCUGCCAGAGUCCCUGCUGCAGCUCAGUGCUUUGGAGAGACUCGAGUUUUUUUCUCUGCACACUCUCCUCCCUCCCUGAGGACAUCCACCUCUUGACAAGCCUUCGAUGGCUGAAUCUCAGCAAGUGCCCAGAAAUCAGUGAGCUGCCUGCCAGCAUCUCCUGCUGCCCUUCCCUUGCGUGCGUUAGCAUCCAAGAUUGCCCCGCUCUCACAAACAUCCCUGGAGGGGAUUGGCAACGGUUUAUAGUGCAGCAUGACGGCCAAGUGCUCAUGCGCCAAGUGAAUCGGUAGGAUGGAUGAUCGGACAGAGUUGAGCAGGCACGGGGGAGGUGGUGGUGAAGGGGGUAGGGUUUCUCAAAAUUUGGUGCUCCAGUGGAUGGUGAUGCAUGGCCUAUAGAU
Molecule: messenger RNA, 1869 nt
Organism: Closterium sp. NIES-67
Lineage: Eukaryota; Viridiplantae; Streptophyta; Zygnematophyceae; Desmidiales; Closteriaceae
Source: the annotation of a GenBank genome assembly